GAUGGGCACAACAAAUAAUGAAAGAGGUGGGUUGGAAAUUGGAAUAAACAACAGCAGAAACAGAUUGAGAUUCACUCGGACCCGUUAAUAACAAUGGAGAAAGGAAAAGGAGUGAUGGCGGGAGGUCGUAGAUGGGCUGUCGAUUUCACAGACAAUUCCUCUACUCCUUCCUCUCGCGACAUCCCAGAUCCCCAUGGCUUUGUUCGAGCUUCUCACGAUCAGGAUGAAUCAACGCUCAGCCGCCAAAAGAAAGAUGCUGAAGCUAAUUGGAAAUCUCAGAAAGCGUGGGAAGUGGCACAAGCUCCUUUCAAAAAUUUGCUAAUGAUGGGUUUCAUGAUGUGGAUGGCUGGAAGCACAGUGCAUUUGUUUAGCAUUGGUAUCACAUUUUCAGCUCUAUGGCAGCCUAUAAGUGCUCUUCGAGGGGUUGGGAAAGUUUUUGAGCCCUUUGCGGACAGUAAAGUAGACCUUCUUGCACCCAAAUUACUAUUCAUUGCCCUUAAUUUGGGGGGUCUAGCAUUGGGUAUCUGGAAGCUUAACACGUUGGGUCUUCUUCCAACACACGCAUCAGACUGGGUUUCAUCCUUACCCCCUGCUCAGGAGGUUGAGUACUCCGUCGGCACUAUUCCCAUGCAUUAAGGUGCUUGAUGAGUUUGACGGAUUCUGGGAAUCGAUGAACAAGAAUCAAACUUCUUCAUGCAGGAAGGAACUCCGCUGCUGCUACUGGAACCGAGAAUCAAACUUCUUCAUUUCAUAAUUUGAUACGAUUUAAUGGACGAUAUCAACAUUUUCUGGGCCUGGAUAACUAGUUUGUGGUAGCUCAAGUGGCCUGCAGCUUAUCAGUGAAUAUCAUUUUUAAGUUAAAAAACACUUCUUGGUGAAAAUUUGUUGGUAAAGUAGAUAAUGUUGCGAUUUAUCCACUAGUGAGUCGGAAUUUGGGAAAAUAAUGUAAAAACGUGAUGUGCGACAAUGAUUUGAAAUUGCACCAAGAGACUUGCAUGUAGGUAAAUUUUGAAAUAUCCAAGCAGUUUGUUUUUUCUA
This is a messenger RNA of Cornus florida, 1038 nucleotides long. RefSeq lists its product as uncharacterized. NCBI's taxonomy places the organism in Eukaryota, Viridiplantae, Streptophyta, Magnoliopsida, Cornales, Cornaceae. Gene Ontology annotation, cellular component: EMC complex. Gene Ontology annotation, biological process: protein folding in endoplasmic reticulum. The record is from RefSeq and is a predicted model, not a curated record. The coding region runs from base 94 to 636 and encodes 180 amino acids. The transcript is spliced from 6 exons.